Molecule: messenger RNA, 3428 nt
Organism: Bursaphelenchus xylophilus (pine wood nematode)
Lineage: Eukaryota; Metazoa; Nematoda; Chromadorea; Rhabditida; Aphelenchoididae
Source: the annotation of a GenBank genome assembly
AUGGCAGUCAAGGAAAGAAGAAAGGUCCAUGAACUUCUGGAAGUCGAAUCUAAUAUCCAUGAACUGUGGAACAAGGAGAAACCCUUCGAAUCAGAUGCUCCAGAAGAUGAAAAGUAGGUUUUAUUUUAGCUUGGACCUUAUUUUUUAGUUCAAAGGAAAAGAAAUUUUUGGUCACCUUCCCUUUCCCCUAUAUGAACGGUCGUCUUCAUGUUGGCCACAGCUUUACAGUGUCCAAAGCCGAGUUUGCUGUUGGAUUUGAACGAAUGUUGGGGAAAAGGGCGCUGUUCCCUUUUGCUUUCCAUGCGACUGGAAUGCCAAUCAAGGCUUGUGCUGAUAAAUUGGUAGCUGAGAUCGAAGAAUUCGGAAAUCCUCCAGUCUUCCCGGAACAGGAGGAGGUUAAAGUAGAGAAGUCGGAGAUCGACGAGAUCAUUAAAGACAAAUCUAAGAGUAAAAAAGUAUGUUACCUUUUUGCUUCAUUUUUGGUUUUAGUCAAAGGCAGUUGCUAAAAGUGGUUCUUCCAAGUACCAAUGGAAUAUUAUGAAAUCUUUGGGGCUUUCCGACGAAGAAAUUCCAAAAUUUGCUGAUCCAAAUUAUUGGCUGGAUUACUUCCCAGAUUAUUGUAUCAAGGAUCUUCAGCGAAUGGGAGUACGUGUUGAUUGGCGGAGAUCUUUUAUGACCACUGAAAGGAACUUGUACUUUGACAGUUUCGUUAGAUGGCAGUUCAGAAAGCUGAAAGCUCUGAAUUUGAUCGAUUUUGGAAAGAGGUAGCAACACUGCAAGCGUUUUAUUUUUGUUUGUAGAUAUACCGUCUACUCUCCAAAAGACGGUCAACCAUGUAUGGAUCACGAUCGUUCAGCGGGUGAAGGAGCCGGUCCUCAAGAAUAUACUUUGAUUAAGAUCAAAGUUGUUUCUGAUGUUCCUGAAGCGCUGGCCAAGACCGGCAAGCCCGUGUUUCUGGUAGCUGCUACUCUUCGUCCCGAGACCAUGUAUGGCCAAACGAACUGCUUCAUUCAUCCUGAACUGAACUAUGCGGCUUUUUAUGUUGGUCAGAAUGAAGACGAGAUCUUUGUUGCCACCAAGAGAGCUGCUCGGAAUAUGUCAUAUCAAGGGUUUACGAAGGAAACAGGAGUUGUUAAAUAUGUUGAUGGAUGUGAAGCACUGAAAGGCCAAGUUUUUAUUGGAGCGAAGUUGAAAGCUCCAUUGGCCACAUACGAACACGUGUAUGCUCUUCCAAUGAUGACUAUCAAGGAAGACAAGGGUACUGGAGUCGUAACAAGUGUGCCAUCUGAUGCUCCAGAUGAUCUUGUCACUUUGAAUGAGUUGAAAAAGAAGCCUUUGUGGAGAGAAAAAUGGGGAAUUAAGGAUGAACAGGUUCUGCCAUUCGAGCCCGUUGAGAUCAUCGAUAUUCCCGGUUUGAGCACACUUAGUGCGGUAUUGAUGGUCGAGAAAUUGAAGAUCCAGAGUCCCAAUGAAAAAGAUAAAUUAGAAAAUGCCAAGAAAGAAGUUUAUCUCAAAGGUUUCUACAAUGGAAUCAUGAUGGUUGGAAAUCAUAAGGGGAAAAAAACGGAGGAAGUGAAGAAAUUGAUCCAGAACGAAUUAAUCGAAUCCAACGAAGCCGCUAAAUACAUGGAGCCAGAAAAACUGAUCAUCAGUAGGUCAGGAGAUGAGUGCGUGGUGGCUCUUUGUGAUCAAUGGUACCUGGACUACGGUAUUGAAUCUUGGAAAGAAAAGGCAAAAGAAGCUGUGGCCGAGAUGGAAACUUUCGGAGAUGAAGUGAGGAGGAAUCUGAUCCACACAAUCGAUUGGCUUCAUGAAUAUGCAUGUGCCAGAUCGUUCGGAUUGGGAACGAAAUUACCGUGGGAUGAGAGAUAUCUGAUCGAGAGUUUGUCCGACUCCACCAUCUACACUUCCUAUUAUUCUUUUGCUCAUAUUCUCCAAAAGGGAUCCCUGGAUGGAAGAGACACCAAAAAUGGAGUGCAGGAUGUUAAGUGAGUUACCAGUGUUGUGUGGUUAAAGCCUUAUGAUUUUACAGGCCUGAGGCUUUGAAUGACGCUUUCUGGGAGUAUGUGUUGAUAACUGGAGCUAAGUGGACUGACGACAUCAAGGUGCCGAAGCCUAUUGCCGACAAAUGUAGAAGAGAAUUCAACUUUUGGAGAGCGCCAGAUCAGAGGGUUUCCGGGAAAGACCUGAUCCAGAACCACUUGAGUUUUUAUGUUUUCAACCAUGUGGCCAUCUUUGGAAACGAUAAGAACAAAUGGCCUAAGGGCAUCAGAGCGAAUGGUCACCUGUUGCUGAAUAGUGAGAAAAUGUCAAAGAGUACAGGAAACUUCUUGACUCUCUCAGAAGCCAUCGAUCGCUUCUCUUCGGACGGAAUGAGGUUGGCCUUGGCUGAUGCUGGAGAUGGAAUUGAAGACGCCAACUUUGUUUAUGAUGUGGCUGAUGCCGGUGCUCUGAGACUUUAUAAUUUGAUUGAAAGUACCAAAGAAACUGUCGAAAGGAAGAACAACAAUGGAUAUAGAUCUGGAGCUUUUACAACUAUAGACAAGUAUUUCGACAACCGAAUGGCAGCGCUGAACGCAUUAACCAAAGAUUCUUACAUCAAAACUGAAUAUAAAAACGCCCUAAAAUACGGUCUCUUUGAAUUCCAGGUGUGUUAUUAUCUAAUCGAAGAUUAAUGAUUGCGUUUACGUUUAGAGCGCGAAGGAAUUGUACCGAGAAAUGUGUGGAGGAGAAGAGAAAAUGCAUCUGGAUUUGAUUGUGAAGUACCUGAGAACACAGGUCUUGAUACUCUCUCCUAUCUGUCCUCAUAUCAGCGAACAUAUCUGGAGAUUGUUGGGUGAGAAGGAUCUUCUGGUCAAUCAAUUGUGGCCUGAACCCCAGGAAGUGGAUGAUGAUCUGAGUCGGCAACUGGAGUUCAUCACUGAAGUUGUUAAGACUUUUCGACAGAAACUUCAGGUUGGUUGUGUUUUUUUAUGAUAAUCUUUCUGCAGAAUCACUUGACUGUCAAGGGAAAGAAGGGCCCCAAAGUUGAUCCCCCAACCGAGGCUCUUAUCUAUGUCGCCAAUAAAUAUCCAUCCUGGCAAGCAGAGGUGUUGUCCCUUCUAAAGAAUCUGGCUGUGGACAACACUUUCCCGGAUAAUCGAGCAAUUGCUGAGAAAACAAAGGAGUCCGAAAAUCUGAAGAAGAACAAGAAGGUCAUGCCUUUUGUGAACGCCGUGAAGAUCGACUACGGGGUGAGGGGAGAUGUCGCUCUCUCGGAUACCUGUCUGAUCUCCCAAACAGAAGUUCUGGAGUCUUGUGCUCAUUAUAUCCAAUAUGCUUUGAACCUGCAAUCUUUCAAGGUUCUGGAUGUGGAAAAGGAAGAAACACUUGACCCCAAUUUUGUCGAGAAAUGCCUUCCUCUCAAACCUCUAAUCACCUUCAAUUAA